AUGUGGCAGCGCGCAGUUCGCAGCUUACGCUUCGUUAGUCGCGUGUACUCUAGCGCCGCAGAUGACGCAUGGAAAUUAACACACGUGAGUCAAGAUCGUGCGUUGCCUCAUAUGGUAAAUGUUGGGUCAAAACCGAUAACGCAGCGCUCAGCUACUGCUUGUACAACGAUCCGCCUCCCUCCUACAGUCUUAACAGAAUUAUUAAAAGGCGGAGGCGAUCAAUUAUUGGGUCCAAAAGGCCCCAUUGCAUCCACUGCCGUGAUUGCAGGUGUCUUAGGUGCAAAGCAAACAAGUUUACUCCUUCCAUUUUGUCAUCCACUUCCGUUAGAAGACUGUCAAGUGACAAUUCAAGUAAUUAAACCCAAUAUCAUUGAAAUUCAGUGUCAGUCACGAUAUUGUCAUUGA
Messenger RNA from Plasmopara halstedii, 405 nucleotides. RefSeq names its product Molybdenum cofactor biosynthesis pathway protein. The record is from RefSeq and is a predicted model, not a curated record. Gene Ontology annotation, biological process: Mo-molybdopterin cofactor biosynthetic process. NCBI's taxonomy places the organism in Eukaryota, Oomycota, Peronosporomycetes, Peronosporales, Peronosporaceae. Bases 1 to 405 code for a protein of 134 amino acids. The transcript has 2 exons.